Rhodofomes roseus is the source of this 1275-nucleotide messenger RNA. RefSeq lists its product as uncharacterized. The transcript has 4 exons. The record is from RefSeq and is a predicted model, not a curated record. NCBI's taxonomy places the organism in Eukaryota, Fungi, Basidiomycota, Agaricomycetes, Polyporales, Fomitopsidaceae. Bases 227 to 1192 code for a protein of 321 amino acids.
AUAUAUGUCUCUACUGAGCUGUUUUCCGACGGAGUAACCAGCCCAGCUUCGUCGGACUUGCCAGUCUGUGGCCGGGAGCUCCACUAGUGGCGCGCUCAUUCCCAAGACCACCCACCUCGCGAAUUCUGAAUCCAUCAAGUCUGCCGGUGGUCCCAUAGCGUCUCUGCCAAAUGUGCGUGAAGCCCAUAAGCACGACGCCGGCGCCCAACCGCGUCUCUGUCGCUCAAUGGGCGUUGCCUCGCCAGCGCACAGAGACGCGUCGCCUGACCCCCGGAUAUGGACCUUACUCCCGAUACACCCUCGCGUGGGUGUGCAUGUACUGGCGGUCCGUCGCGCUCGGCUGCCGCACUCUAUGGAGUCGCAUAUUCGUUACACAGACAUCUCUGAUUGCAAGUUCAAUGCCUACGAGGUAUCUGUGGACUCCAUCUUCGGCGAGAUCCACCGCAUCCGCAGUUUGGAUUUCUGUACCGAAGAUGACCUACGGCGUACGUGGCUCGAGACGCGAGAGGCUAAGCCCACGCCGCAUCUCCAGACGCUAAUUGUCAAGCACUCGUCUGGCCCCAUGUUGUCAGGCUACCCAAGUCGGCGUCAACUUGAACCAUUUCUUGCGGCAAAUGUAACGGGGGAACUGGCGCCGGCUCUCACACGACUCGAGACCCAGAGGUUCGGCUUCCGGUUGUCGAGCCUGAAGCUCACCACGCUCCGACACCUUACGCUGAGCCAAGCCAUGGAUUUUCCCCGAUCUGGAGUGUGUGAGUUCCUGGAGACGGUGGCUCACAUGCCGUUACUCGAAAGCCUGGUCGUCCGUCAAGCCAUCUCACCUGUCCAGACACCGCCACCUGCUCCACCACACGCACAGCGUACUCUCUUUCUCCGGCAUCUACGGUCGCUCGUCCUAGAGGAGGACGGCCGGGUUUGCGCUGCCGUACUCAAGCGCAUGGAGCUAUCCGCGCUAUCGCAACUAUCCGUACAGUUCCGCAACUGCCACAAUAUUCAUACGAGACACGACGUGGUUACCUGCGUCGACCAACUCAUGGCCAGGUUUCCCCCCGUUCGCAACGUUCGCGGACUCCGUCUCGUACACACUGCCCACGUCGCUUCUCACAAAAAGUAUGGAUACAGGGGUACGAACGCCCCGCGGACAGCCUCAUCUCUGGCCCGCCCGACAAGCACCACGGCCGUCCACCCGUAGUGGAGAUCGCCCUGGACGUCAGCCCAUGGCUGUCGUUCGUCCUCUACGAUGUCUGCACGCGCCUACCCUUCGGUCCCCGGGUA